Molecule: messenger RNA, 3453 nt
Organism: Phycomyces blakesleeanus NRRL 1555(-)
Lineage: Eukaryota; Fungi; Mucoromycota; Mucoromycetes; Mucorales; Phycomycetaceae
Exons: 17
Biological process (GO): protein export from nucleus; ribosomal small subunit export from nucleus; ribosomal large subunit export from nucleus
Cellular component (GO): cytoplasm; nucleus
Molecular function (GO): nuclear export signal receptor activity; small GTPase binding
Source: RefSeq, a predicted model, not a curated record
CAUGGCAGAGAGCAUUCUAGAUUUUUCUAAAGAGUUGGAUGUAGCCAAACUCGACCAAGUGGUCCUUACAUUCUAUACUGGAAGUGGCUCUGAGCAACAAAUGGCCCAGAAGCUGUUGACGGAAUUCCAAGACCACGAAGAAGCAUGGACACGUGUAGACGGCAUUCUUGAACGCUCCACUGUUUCUCAUACAAAGUUCAUCGCGCUACAGAUUCUUGAGAAGUUUAUUCAAACGAGAUGGAAUACAUUGCCUCCAGAUAGUCGCAAUGCAAUUCGCUACUUCAUCGUCAAUGUGAUUGUAAAGGUCUCAGCUGAUGAGAAUACAAUGGUCCGUGAACGUACCUAUCUUAACAAACUAAACAUGGUUCUGGUUCAAGUUCUCAAGCAAGAAUGGCCCCGUAAUUGGCCCUCUUUCAUCCCCGAAAUUGUCGAAUCGAGCAAGACUAACUUGUCCUUGUGUGAGAACAACAUGGCAAUUCUUAAGCUUCUCAGUGAAGAAAUCUUUGAUUACUCAGCAGAACAAAUGACCCAGUUAAAGACAUCAAACUUGAGAAGUCAGAUGUGUGGUGAAUUUGCUGGAAUUUUUCAAUUGUGCAAGGAGGUCCUUGACAAAGCCAACAAGCCCAGUUUGAUCCUUGCUACUCUGGAAACUCUCUUGAGAUUCCUCAGUUGGAUUCCUUUAGGCUAUGCAUUUGAAACUACUCUGAUUGAUACUUUAUGCAACAGAUUCUUGACAGAGAGAGAGACCCGCAACGUUACAUUACAAUGUUUGACUGAGAUCGGUGGUCUGAAUGUGGAAAACAGUUAUCAUGACAAGCUCGUGGCAUUGUUCACUAGCGUCAUGACUUCUGUAAAUGUGAUGGUUCCUCCUAGUACUGACUUGGCUGAAGUUUAUGAGAACAGCGCAGAUGAUGACCAAGAAUUUGUACAGAACCUUGCCUUGUUCUUGACAGGAUUCUUGUCCUCUCACUUGAGGAUUCUUGAACAAUCAUCAGACACUACCGACUUGUUGGUCAAUGCUCAUUUCUAUUUGAUUAAGAUUUCGCGUGUUGAUGAUAGAGAAAUCUUCAAAAUCUGUCUUGAGUAUUGGGCUCAACUGGUACAAGAGUUGUUUGAGGAAGUCCGUAACUUGGGUAAUUCAGAUGUACCCCCAAUUAGUAUGUCUUUAUUGGAUCUUGGUGCUGGUGGUAACCAGAUGGGCAAUUCUGGAUACCGUCCUCGCAAAAUGCUUUACCUGGAUGUUCUCUCUAAUUUGAGAGUGGUAAUGAUUGAACGCAUGGUGAAGCCCGAAGAGGUGCUUGUCGUUGAAAACGACGAAGGAGAAAUUGUGCGUGAAUUUGUUAAGGAGAGUGACACAAUUGUUCUUUACAAGAGUAUGAAAGAAGUAUUGGUUUACUUGACCAAUUUGGAUGUAUCAGAUACUGAAGAAAUCAUGUCUACAAAACUUCAGAAGCAGAUGGAUGGUAGGGAAUGGUCCUGGCAAAAUCUCAACAAGCUUUGUUGGGCUAUUGGUUCAAUCUCUGGUGCUAUGAGUGAGGAAACUGAGAAGCGAUUCUUGGUCACUGUUAUCAAGGAGUUGCUUAGCCUUUGUGAAAUGAAACGUGGCAAGGACAACAAAGCUGUUGUUGCAUCUAACAUUAUGUACACUGUUGGUCAAUACCCUCGCUUCCUCAAGGCACAUUGGAAGUUCCUCAAGACUGUGGUGAACAAGCUUUUUGAGUUCAUGCAUGAGUCGCACGAAGGUGUUCAAGAUAUGGCCUGCGAUACAUUCAUUAAAAUUGCCCAAAAGUGCAAGCGUCACUUUGUACUUCAGCAAUCCGGUGAAUUACGGCCUUUUAUUGAUGAGAUCUUGGAGAGUAUUACCGGGAUCACAUCAGAACUCCAACCACAACAGAUCCAUACAUUCUACGAAGCUGUGGGAUAUAUGAUUUCUGCACAACACAACAAACCUGCACAAGAGCGCCUCAUGGUGAACUUUAUGGAGCUUCCUAAUAGAGCGUGGAAUGAGGUUAUGACACAAGCCAAGCAGAACAUAAAUAUCUUGGCAGAUCCUGCUCAAAUUAAAUUUGUCACUAAUGUGCUCAAGACAAACGUCUCGGCGUGCAGUGCAGUGGGAUCUCCAUUUAUUAUCCAGCUUAGCAAGAUAUACAUGGAUUUACUUACAUUAUACAGCUCUGUUGGAAAAAUGAUUUCUCAAAAUAUUGCAGAGCAAGGCCCCAUCGCAACAAAAACCCCCAGAGUCCGUGGUUUGAGAAUGAUUAAGAGAGAUAUUCUUAAAUUGGUCGAUACCUACGUUGAUGCAGCAGACGACAACUAUGCGGUGAAUGAUAACAUGGUUGGACCUUUCUUUGAUGCCGUCCUUUCGGAUUACUGUCUUGGUGCUGAUGUCUCAAGGGACGCCGAGGUUCUGGAAGCGCUCGCGACUAUGGUGAAUAAAUUGAAAGAGUUGAUGACACCACGUAUACCUGCAGUAUUGGAAGCUACAUUUGAGCCUACAUUGAACAUGAUUACAAAAGAUUUCGCAGAGUAUCCUGAACAUCGUACUGGAUUCUACAACUUGCUGCGUGCGAUCAACCAAUACUGCUUCCCAGCUUUGCUAGAGCUUGCUCCCGCCCAGUUUAAGCUUCUUAUUGAUAGUAUUGUUUGGGGUUUCAAGCAUACAAUGAGAGAUAUUGCAGAUGUCAGUCUUCAGAUCUGUGGAGAAUUAAUUAGCAACUUCAGUCGUACAGACCCCAACAUUGCUGGUGUAUUCUACCAGACCUACUACUUGAGUAUUCUCCAAGAUAUAUUCUUUGUUUUGACUGAUAGAGACCAUAAGAGUGGUUUCAAGGGCCAAACCGAAGUUCUCGCACAGCUUUUCGGUCUUGUUACAAACCACUCUAUUCAGGUACCUUUGUAUGAUCCAAGCCAAGUUGAAGAUCCUACCAUGAGCAAUGCUCAGUUCCUUGAAGGAUAUGUGACUGCACUUCUCCGGAAUGCAUUCCCUCACUUGCAAAGUGGUCAAAUUAAGGUGUUUGUUAUGGCUAUGUUUGAAUACAAUGGCAACCCUCCAAAGUUCAAGCUGGAAGUACGUGACUUCCUUAUCCAACUUAAAGAGUUUGCUGGCGAAAAUGCCGAGCUCUAUCUCGAAGAGAAAGAAGCCAAGCUUGAAUCUACACGAAGAGCAGAGUUAGAGAAAGCACUUAGUAUCCCCGGUAUGGUUAAGCCUUCUGAGCUGCCAGGAAUGGACGAAGACGAGGCUCUUUAGGGUAUUAUUUGCUCACAGGAUAAUGAAAUUGCUUUAAUAAAUGCUUGAACGUAAAGAAAAGAGAAACAAUAGUUCAAUAUGUGUAUACUGUAACGAGACACGAUUAAUUGGUUUUGCAUAUAAAAAGCAAAAAUGUCCAUAGUAAUUCUGUUACAAACAAUUACUAUAAAUCGAUGUAAUACAAUGUAAAUGAUGUACAAGAAAAA